This is a messenger RNA of Fulvia fulva, 897 nucleotides long. RefSeq names its product Solute carrier family 66 member 2. Bases 1 to 897 code for a protein of 298 amino acids. Lineage: Eukaryota; Fungi; Ascomycota; Dothideomycetes; Mycosphaerellales; Mycosphaerellaceae. The transcript has 2 exons. Gene Ontology annotation, cellular component: endosome; trans-Golgi network. The record is from RefSeq and is a predicted model, not a curated record. Gene Ontology annotation, biological process: phospholipid translocation; retrograde transport, endosome to Golgi.
AUGGAGACGAAAGAUUUGGCUUGGCAAGUCUCGUGUCCAAGACGACAAGCUUUACUGUUCCCGAUAACCUGGAAGAGCAAAAUCUCUCCAUACAGUGGCAUGCACGCGAUCUCUACUGACGUCUAUUCCAGCAUCAUGUCUUUGAUAUCAUGGGUCAUCAAUCACAUCGCACCCAUCUUCAUCGUCACCUCACCAGUAACCUCGUACGGCGACCAAGUAUGGAGCAUGCACAGCAAACGAUCGUCGGCGGGUUUCUCGCUCGACAUCCCCUUGAUCAUGCUUGUCGCAUCGGUCUUGAAAGUCUUCUACUGGUUCGGCGCCCGCUACGACGCUCCCCUUCUGAUACAGGCGAGCAUCAUGGUAUUCGUGCAAGUGGUACUGCUGCAAGUAGCUUUGGUCAAUCGGCCUCCCUUUGGAGCGCAACAUAGUCUCAACAAGCCUUUUGCUGGGGCGACUGAUGGCGACAGCUAUGUCACACGGCCGUUUAACUUUUGGCAGUGGCGAAGCCGGAAGCCGUACUGGCAGUUCUUGGCAUACUACACCGUCACACUCGCUGCGCUCCAGCUUCUUGUGGGCACAAGCGAGUUCUACAUCGGCCUUCAGGGCUAUGUCGCGUUGAGCGUAGAAGCCAUCUUACCGAUCCCACAAAUCCUGGAGAACCAUCGAAGCCGCUCUAGCAAAGGCUUUCGACUGAGCGUUCUGGUCAACUGGCUGGUCGGCGAUGUCUUCAAGAUGGCAUACUUUUUCCUCUCUGAGGGCGAGGUUCCUUGGGCGUUCAAAUUGUGCGGCAUGUUCCAGGCUGCAUGUGAUUGUUAUCUCGGACUACAGUACUGGAUGUACGGUGAAGGCAUAGAUGCGGCCGUAGAUAUCGACCUGAAGGACCCAAGAUUAGCGUAG